Messenger RNA from Paramecium sonneborni, 566 nucleotides. The record is from the annotation of a GenBank genome assembly. Lineage: Eukaryota; Ciliophora; Oligohymenophorea; Peniculida; Parameciidae.
AUGUAUUUAUUCCAUUUGUAAAAGGUAUUUAUUUUAAAAUAUAUGUAAAAAUUAAUUAAGACACUUUACUAUUUUAAAUAUUGUUGUAUAAGAAACGAAAAUAUUUUCAAAAAAAGAAAGAGCUCCAUUUCGUAUUUGGUCAGAAGUCUAUAAUGUUGAAAAAGAGGAUAAUAAAUUUGAAGAUAAAAAAUAAAGAAAAAAGAAUUCAGAAUUCAAUGUUGAAUUAUUGAUGUUUAAUGAUUUUUAAAACUAAUCUAAUUUAACUAUAUCCCAAGUAUCAAAUCAAAGUUAAGGGAUUUGUAGAUAUAUUUUAUUUAGCUGAAUUUUAUCAAAUAGAAUUAAGUAAAAAAGAAAAGUUAAAACAACAAAUAAUGUAUAACUAGAUUUUAAAAAGAUUGGUUAAGAAAUCUUUGGUGAAGAUUCAAAUUAAAUCAGUGAAAGAAUUAGAUAAUAAUCUCCUUAUUGUCAUCUUAAAUCUUGUAGAUUUGUUCAUUUUAUAGUAAAAACUGGGGAUAAUUUAAAGUAAGAAUAAUUUGCUUUAUAACUCGUAAAAUUUUACAUAUUGA